Molecule: messenger RNA, 388 nt
Organism: Austrofundulus limnaeus
Lineage: Eukaryota; Metazoa; Chordata; Actinopteri; Cyprinodontiformes; Rivulidae
Product: caspase-8
Biological process (GO): proteolysis; regulation of apoptotic process
Molecular function (GO): cysteine-type endopeptidase activity
Source: RefSeq, a predicted model, not a curated record
GUAGUCUGGCGGAGGUGUUCACCUGGCUGGGCUUCAGGGUGCUCGCGUGCAAAGACCAAACCAGCGACCGGAUGCGUCAAGUUUUAAAAUCCUUUGCAUCCCUCGGCGCUGGCGCUCAGCCUCAGGGGCUCAGCGUGGAGGAGUGGUCCGAGGUCGGCUUCACUGCUCCUCAGCAGGAUAUCAAACACGGUGAUGCUUUCUUCUGCUGCAUCCUGAGUCACGGGGUAAAUGGGUCCGUUUUGGGUACUGACUCGAAACCUGUUAACAUUAAGGAGAUUACAAGAACCUUCAAGGCGACUGAAGAGUCGGCCCUCACUGGAAAGCCCAAAAUAUUCCUGAUCCAGGCCUGCCAGGGAAAUGGCAUACAGAAAGGCGUGCUGCUGAAAGA